Molecule: messenger RNA, 764 nt
Organism: Olea europaea var. sylvestris
Lineage: Eukaryota; Viridiplantae; Streptophyta; Magnoliopsida; Lamiales; Oleaceae
Product: non-specific lipid-transfer protein 2-like
Exons: 1
Coding region: 372-656 (94 amino acids)
Biological process (GO): lipid transport
Source: RefSeq, a predicted model, not a curated record
GGUUCAAAAUUGACCCAUUUCACCAUUUUCCAACACAUCCAAUACGGUCUCAUUCUUGAAUGUGCCUUGAAGUGUGUGACUGUAAAAAGGUACUCAGUUUGCAUUUAAUCCUAAAUUGAUUGCGCUUACCAACAGAUUCUAUGCUAUAGAUAGACACUGGAGUCGAGGACUAUUAAUGGCUGUUCCAUCCAUUCGUUGGUGUUGCUUCCAACAUCUUUUCUCAAUUUGGACCUUUCCCUAUGCUCACUAGUCGACUCAUCUUGGUAAUCAGACCCUGGUUUCUAUAAAUUGCAGGACAUCUCUUCAUUCCAAAAUACAACAAUCGCGUAACUUUCUUGGAUUAAUUCUUUAUAUCAUUGCCCACUUUGAAGAUGAAGACAGCAAUGAGCUUUGCAUUGUGCUUGGCAGUGGUGGUUCUGUUUGUUGGAAAAUUACAAGUGACGGAGGCGGUCAAUUGCAGCCCGCUAGAGCUGAGCUCGUGCGCGGGGGCAAUAAUGAUGUCGCUGCCUCCAUCAGAUACUUGCUGCAGAAAGCUGAAGGAGCAGGAGCCUUGCCUUUGUGGGUAUAUAAGAAAUCCAAGCCUGAGUCAGUAUGUUAACUCUCCCAAUGCCAGAAGGGUUGCUAACAUCUGUGGCGUGCCAACUCCUAGAUGCUAAUCUGAAAAAUUCACCGAACUGUUGUAGUGCUCUAUUUUAAGAGCACGAAUUGUCUUGCUGGCUGUUUAUCUCCUUGACUUUUCUAAUAAAAUGGCUUUGAUUUAUCCC